Messenger RNA from Vombatus ursinus (common wombat), 9275 nucleotides. RefSeq names its product microtubule associated serine/threonine kinase 2 (gene MAST2). Gene Ontology annotation, molecular function: ATP binding; magnesium ion binding; protein serine/threonine kinase activity. Gene Ontology annotation, biological process: peptidyl-serine phosphorylation; intracellular signal transduction. Lineage: Eukaryota; Metazoa; Chordata; Mammalia; Diprotodontia; Vombatidae. Bases 124 to 5343 code for a protein of 1739 amino acids. The transcript has 30 exons. Gene Ontology annotation, cellular component: microtubule cytoskeleton. The record is from RefSeq and is a predicted model, not a curated record.
GCCAAACUUCAUCGGCAGUUGAGUCAGGACGAUGGCAAACUACGAGGCCGGGGGAGCCUGGCCACAGCCUUGUCUUUGUCAGGCAAGCAGCUGCUGCCAUUGUCCAGUGGAGGGCUCAGUGGCAUGGGACAGCCAGCCUGGCAGUGCUCAGGGGAAGCCUCCAACCUGGUCCGCAUGAGAAACCAGUCCCUGGGGCAGUCGGCUCCAUCGUUGACAGCUGGCCUGAAGGAGCUGAGCCUUCCGAGAAGAGGCAGCUUAAUCUCUUCUCUUGGUCGAGGAAACAGUGAUGUCCAUCCGCGCUUACCGUCUUCGGCAUCGGCGCCUGCCCUGUGCCACCCCCAGCUUCCUCUCAGUGCUGACGGGGCCCUUGCCACAGCUCCUCCGUUCUUUUUCCUGAACUUGCCAGCCCAGACUGGAAGCUGCUACCCAUUCCUGUGGAGUUGUAGGACGAGCAACCGAAAGAGCCUGAUUGUUCCAUCCAGCACAUCCCCGACCCUGCCCCGGCCCCACUCACCGCUCCAUGGCCACCCAGGUGGGAGUCCUCUGGACAGCCCCCGGAAUUUCUCUCCCAAUGCUCCAGCCCCACAUUUUUCCUUCGUUCCUGCCCGCAGCAGCCAUGGACACAGAGCAGACAGGACGGAUGGACGGCGCUGGUCCUUGGCCUCUCUUCCUUCCUCUGGCUAUGGCACCAACACCCCUAGCUCUACUGUCUCCUCAUCCUGCUCCUCCCAAGAGAAGCUGCACCAGCUGCCCUUCCAGCCCACGGCAGACGAGCUGCACUUCCUGACGAAGCAUUUCAGCAGCGAAAGCGUCCCAGACGAGGAGGGCCGCCAGUCGCCAGCCAUGAGGCCCCGCUCACGCAGCCUCAGCCCUGGCCGUUCCCCAGUCUCCUUUGACAGUGAAAUAAUAAUGAUGAAUCAUGUGUACAAAGAAAGAUUCCCCAAGGCCACGGCGCAGAUGGAGGAACGGCUGGCGGAGUGUAUUGCCUCGAAUGCAGCUGAGAACGUGUUGCCCUUGGCGGACGGGGCCCUGAGCUUCAUCCACCACCAGGUCAUUGAGCUGGCCCGGGACUGCCUGGACAAGUCCCGCGAUGGGCUCAUUACCUCCCGCUACUUCUAUGAGCUUCAGGAGAAUUUAGAGAAGCUUCUACAAGACGCCCACGAGCGGUCAGAGAGCACAGAGGUGGCCUUCGUGACCCAGCUGGUGAAGAAACUGAUGAUCAUUGUGGCCCGGCCUGCCCGGCUCCUGGAGUGCCUGGAGUUUGACCCUGAGGAGUUUUACCAUCUGCUGGAGGCUGCCGAAGGGCAUGCCAAGGAGGGCCAGGGGAUCAAAUGUGACAUCCCGCGCUACAUCAUCAGCCAGCUGGGCCUCACGCGGGAUCCCUUGGAAGAAAUGGCCCAGCUGAACAGCUACGACAGCCCAGACACUCCUGAGACAGAUGACUCAGUUGAGGGCCGAGGGGCUGUUUUGCAGCCCAAGAAGACGCCGUCCGAGGAUGAAUUUGAGACAAUCAAGCUGAUCAGCAAUGGCGCCUACGGGGCUGUAUUCCUGGUACGCCACAGGUCCACCCGCCAGCGCUUUGCCAUGAAGAAGGUCAACAAGCAAAACCUCAUCCUGCGCAACCAGAUCCAGCAGGCGUUCGUGGAGCGCGACAUCCUCACCUUUGCCGAGAACCCCUUUGUCGUCAGCAUGUUCUGCUCCUUCGAGACCAGGCGCCACCUGUGCAUGGUCAUGGAGUACGUGGAAGGGGGUGACUGUGCCACACUGCUGAAGAACAUCGGGGCCCUGCCCGUCGACAUGGCACGCAUGUACUUUGCCGAGACUGUGCUGGCGUUGGAAUAUCUGCACAACUAUGGCAUUGUGCACCGGGACCUCAAGCCUGACAACCUCCUGAUAACAUCCAUGGGUCACAUCAAACUGACCGACUUUGGGCUCUCCAAAAUAGGCCUCAUGAGCCUGACCACAAACCUGUAUGAGGGCCACAUUGAGAAGGAUGCCCGGGAGUUCCUGGACAAGCAGGUGUGUGGGACCCCUGAGUACAUCGCUCCUGAGGUGAUCCUGAGGCAAGGCUAUGGGAAGCCAGUGGACUGGUGGGCCAUGGGCAUCAUCCUUUAUGAAUUCCUCGUGGGCUGUGUCCCUUUCUUCGGGGACACUCCAGAGGAGCUGUUUGGACAAGUGAUCAGUGAUGAGAUUGCGUGGCCUGAGGGUGACGACGCCCUCCCUCCUGAUGCCCAGGACCUCACCUCCAAGCUGCUGCACCAGAACCCUUUGGAGAGGAUGGGCACAGGCAGCGCCAGCGAGGUGAGGCAGCAUCGUUUCUUCAAGGACCUGGACUGGACGGGCCUGCUGCGUCAGAAGGCCGAGUUCAUUCCACAGCUGGAGUCUGAGGACGACACGAGCUACUUUGACACUCGCUCAGAACGUUACCGACAUGUGGAUUCAGAGGAUGAAGAUGAUGCCAACGAUGAUGACCAUGUGGAAAUCCGUCAGUUCUCUUCAUGCUCCCCGAGGUUUAGCAAGGUGUCCAGCAGCCUAGAGAGACUCUCCCUGCUGGAGGAGCGCAGGACCCCGCCCCCCACCAAGCGCAGCCUCAGUGAGGAGAAGGACGACAAGCUGGACGGUCUCAGUGGCCUCAAGGGCAAAGGCUGGGUGAUCGGCUCCCCUGAAAUAUUGCGGAAGCGACUGUCAGUGUCUGAAUCCUCCCACACGGAGAGCGACUCCAGCCCCCCUCUUGGGGUGCGGCGGCGCUGUUCAGGGGCGCUGGAUGCGCCCCGCUUCCCAGACGCAUCUGACGAGGCAGGCAGCAGCCCUCAGCAGAGCCAGCAGCUGACAGAGGGCACAGCUUUCCUGACUCCACAGCCCAGAGAGGGAGGGCCCGGAUCCGCUCCCGAGCAGCUGGGAGAGCGCAAAGGCCAGGGGGACAAGGAGCCAGGUGGGAGUCCUGUGAGUGUGUGUGCCCAGCAAGGCCGCUGGGACAGCCACGAGGGCCUGGAGAGCUCCACGCCUAAGGCCAUCAGCGACCUGGCUGUGCGGCGGGCACGUCACCGGCUGCUGUCCGGGGAGUCUGGAGACAAGCGCACGCCCAGGCCCGCCAACAAAGUCAUCAAGUCGGCCUCAGCCACCGCCCUGUCCCUUCUCAUCCCCUCAGGUGAGGGCAAUCCAGGGCCCGGGGCCAGCCCAGACCACCAUGGAUGCUCCCCCUUGGCCAGCCCAAUGUCCCCCCACUCCCAGUCAUCCAAUCCCUCGUCCCGGGACUCAUCCCCAAGCAGAGACUUCUCUCCGGCCAUCAGCAGCCUGAAGCCACCCAUUGUCAUUCACCGAGCUGCCAAGAAGUACGGCUUCACCCUGCGAGCCAUCCGGGUCUACAUGGGGGACACCGACGUUUACACCGUGCAGCAUGUGGUCUGGCACGUGGAGGACGGGGGCCCGGCCAGCGAGGCAGGACUGCGGGAGGGCGAUCUCAUCACGCAUGUCAACGGCGAACCUGUGCAUGGGCUGGUGCACACUGAGGUGGUGGAGUUGAUCCUCAAGAGCGGGAGCAAGGUCUCCAUCUCAACAACGCCCUUUGAGAACACAUCGAUCAGAGUGGGCCCCGCACGCAAGGGCAGCCACAGGUCCAAGAUGGCCCGAAGAGACAGGAAGAGCAGGGCCAAGGACGGGCCUGAGAGCAGGAAGAGGGGCUCCCUGUUUCGGAAGAUCACCAAGCAGGCGUCCUUGCUGCACACAAGCCGCAGCCUGUCAUCGCUCAGCCGCUCUCUGUCCUCUGGAGAGAGUGGGCCUGGCUCCCCAACGCACGGUCAUGGCCAUAGCCACAGCCUGGCCCCACGCUCUCCAACCCAGGGCUACCGAGGGGCCCCUGAAGUCUCGCAUUCAGGUGGAAAUUCCUCCCAAAGCAGCUCGCCCAGCUCCAGCGUGCCCAACUCUCCGGCUAGCUCUGGCCACAUCCGCCCCAGCUCCCUGCAUGGCUUGGCCCCUAAGCUGCAGCGGCAGUACCGCUCGCCCCGGCGCAAAUCGGCAGGCAGCAUCCCCCUGUCCCCCCUGGCACACACUCCGUCGCCCACCCCUCAGGCCACAUCUCCCCAGCGCUCCCCGUCUCCUCUGCCUGGCCAUGCCCUGGCCAGCAGCCCUGCAGCCUUCCCAGGAAAGCUGCACUCCUCACCACCCUUGGGCCGGCAGAUCUCAAGGCCCAAAAGUGCCGAGCCGCCACGCUCCCCACUCCUAAAGAGGGUCCAGUCGGCCGAGAAGCUGGGGGCGGCCCUGGGGGCGUCAGAGAAGAAGUUGUCUGCCUCGCGCAAGCCUAACCUGGACCUGACUCCCUGUGAGGUCAAGAAGGAGCUGGUGCUGCCCAGUGACCCAGGGGACAAGGCCCCGCUGCCCAAGGCAGCCUCUCGCAGCCUGGGCACCAUCCGGCACGACCGAGCCGAGCGCCGGGAGGCCCUGCAGAAGCAGGAGGCCAUCCGCGAGGUGGACUCCUCUGAGGACGAGGAGGACACGGAUGAUGAUGGCUCUGAGAACAGCCAGGAUGGACAAGGCCAGGGGCCUCGCCGGGCCCCAGAGAGUGCCAAAGAAAACCCUCGUGAGCCCCGGGACCCGUGGGACAGGGCUCGGCCACCCCCAGCCACCCCCGGCACCCCGAUGAGGACACUGGCUGAUGAAGCUGCCUCGGGCACCGUGACACAGCUGGUGUCUGACAAGCAGGCCCCAGGGGCCAAGGCAGCCCUGAGUUCCCCUGGUGCCCAGGACUCUCCUCAGGGCUCCUCGAGUUCUGAGGGUCCUUGGGGUGCAACCUCCACAGAGCCCGCACCCCCCCAGGCCUGUCCUGAGCCAGCACUUGCAGCACUUUGUCCUUGGCCAUCAGGACUUCCCCUCCCCUGCCCCGGGCCACACCCGAUGCAAGCCCCUGGGAGCAGCUCAGGCCCAAUCCAGCUCUGGCCUCUGCCCCUGCAGGUGCCCACCCUGCCUGAGGGUGGGCACAGCUGGGACACAGUCUCGUCCCAGGCCACCCUGAGCCUGCAGCCUGGGUCCAAGCUAGAGGGGCCCUCCAAGCCCAGCCAGCCCCAGACCACACAGCUCACCAGCCCUUCCCAGCCCCUGGCCUAUAUCACCCCUAGCCUCGGCCCUGCCCCUUGCCCACCUUGGGAGCCCAAGUGCUCCUGGGCAGAGGAGGAGGAACUGGCUUUGAGUAGCACCAAGGUGGCUGAUGCUGCCGGUGACAGCAAGCAGGCCCCCCAAUGCAAAGGGCAUCUGCAGCCUGCUGGGCGUGAGGAGACUUUGCCACCGAGAGCCUUGCACGAACCCCAUGACUGUGCCCUGGUGCAUGAUGACCUCCUGAGAAGAACGUAGCUGCCGGGCCCGGGGCCCCAGUCCCUCCCGCCUGUGUAAUAUAUGCUCAUGGAAACGACUGGUGUGCCGCUAUCUCUGUGGGGAGCAGGGAGAACAGGGGACCCUGGCAGCAGGCCGUGCCCAGUGCUGGGCCUCUGCCCCUGCUGGAGCCCCCCAAAGCAUCCAUCUGCGCUAGUCUCGACUGUCAUUCAUACACGGUCACCAGGGCCAGGCUUGUGGUUGCAGUCUUGUCCACCUCGAGGCUCUACAGCACACAGCACUAGCAGCCAUGGGCAGUGAGAGGGUGGCCUGGGGAUCCCGCCCCAAGUGGAUGGAGGCAGGGAGGGCAACAGCUUCUUGGGGGGCCGGAGCUCCAGGACGCCUCAGCCCUCCCCCUCCUCUCCCAUAUCCCAAGGGCCUGUUCCUCGGAGCUGCAAGCACUUGGAUAGGGGAAGAAGGGUUUCCCUGACUCCCGUUUGUCUCUCAGGGUGAGCCUGGGCUCUCUGAGCCUUGAGGGAGUGUAACUGAAGGAUGGUGCAGUAGGGUCUGAGCUCCCGGGCUGUCUUAGCAAGAGUGGAUGUUGGAGGCGAGGCCGGGGGCAGGGGGGAAGGGAGGUGUUCUGGACUGAAGCAAAAGCUGCAUUCGAGAAGUUGUUCUCUAGGAAGAGCAGUGAAGAGAUUAGGCAUCAGUAGGGGCUCUUCUGGGCGACCCCUGGGUUUCAGGGAUUAAGUAAGGCCCCUUCUUGCUGGUGCAGUAAUCUGCUGUGUGUCCUGGGUGGUGAUGCUCAGGCCCAGCUCUCUGGCCCCUCAGGCUGCCCACUGAGCCCCGGCCCCUUCAUCCACCUGCCUGUGGCUGUGCAAACUCUUCUGUGAAAUAUAUGUAUUUUUUAAAUAUGGAAGCAAGCAAAGCUUCACAUGGCCCUCGUGCUUAUGCUUAGGAGAUGGAAAAGGCUGGGGUGGGGGGCAGCGGAGGAAGUGAGGCCUUGGGGCCUUCGGAAUCAGCAGCCCAGAGUAACCAGAACUAGCUUCCUAGGAGUCCUGGAAUGGUCCUGGGUUGGCUGAAAGGCAGGACCAUGAAUCACACCACCUUGAGGCUGAGGUUAAGCGACAUGGGGAAAUCUGACCUUGAACUCUGGGACACCAGAGGGUGGGGAAUAUGUUUUAGUGGUGUGGGGAGGGUGCCUGAUGAUCCCCAGAGUUUUCCUAGGGCCUUUAGAAGCGUUACUCAGGAGGGGGGAGGGCUGCUACACACAUGAAGUGCCUGGCAAGGGCAGGGCACCGGGGAAAGGUAGAAAGCUAUGAUGAGACCUGCCCCAACAGAGCAUACAGGUUAGGAGCAGUCAGACCCAGGUAAGCAUGGAGCACACCAGGGCAUGAUCGCUGGGGCCACCCCAGGGAUGCCACCUGCCCCACCCCCACCCUAGCCCUCCCUUGGCCUCACCCCAGGGAAGUUCCCUGACAAUCAGAAGGAUUUCAAGAGAAGCGUCUGUUGUGAUCCUUUAGCCACUGGGCCAUCCAGGGCUGUUCUUGGCCCUGUCUCACGCAUUCUGUGUGCUGCAGCCCCCCAUGCCCCCGCUCCCCACCGUGCACCUCUACAUUCUCCUCCAUUCCACUUCUGAGACCGUUGUGUGACUUGUUGCCAGGUGCACUGCCAGAAGAGAAAAGCAAAAUGGAGUGCAUAAAAGGACUUUGCAAUCCCCCAAAGCAUCCGGCCCUUUCUCUUCCUCUUUCCUUUUCCCUGUCUUUCUGGGCCCAGCAGAAUUUUAGCAUCUGCUCGAGACGUGCAGAUGGAUGAGCACAUCCCAGUCUGGGCAACAAGCUUACUGUGCUUGGUCUGUCCCAUGUGGAUGGUGAGGCCCCACCCUGGAGUGACUGCAGGGUUGGGGUGGGAGCUUCAGCCGCGAUCUAGGGAAGGAUGCCACCCACAGUCAGGCAGGCAGGCUGCAGUCUCCCAUGACUCCCUCGAUAUUAACAAUCAGGGUCAUCCAACAGGGUUGUUCCUGUUCGAACCUUCAAGGGUUCUUGAGGGGCCAUUUGCAAAAUGGCCCUUGGCUCUAACGCCUUCUUUAUCCAGAUGCUCAGUGGGCUUGUGACUUGCCCCAUUGUUACAGCUGACAACUGUCUGAGGCAGGUGGUGAGCUCACGGCUCCCUAAUACCAAGCCAGGGCCUCUGUCUGCUAUGCCAUGUUGCCUUUUUUCCUUUGUGCCAGGCGCUGUGCAAAGGGCUGGGGAUUCAGAGAGAGAAGUGAAGCUGUUAAUGCUCUCAAGGGGGCUCCCAUUCAAAUGGAGAAGACAGCGUAUUUAGACAAAGUUCAAGGAUUUUAGGGAGCUGCAACACUAGUGUCUUUGGCCAGGAGUGAGGGUGGGGUGGUAGGAAGAGUUUCUCUUAGAAGAUGGUGCUUGAAUAUUGAAGAAAGGGAUUUCGGAAAGGAAGAGGGAGGGAACUCCAGGCAUAGGGGACAGCCUGUGCAAAAGCGUGGAGACUGGACAGUAAUUGGCACCGGAGGGUCUUAGAUUUUCCGCAACUUUCAGCCAGAUGGCAAAGGGGAGGGGGAAAGGCUGGUUGGAAGCCUGUCUGCUCCUCUUUGAGCCCUUAGUGAUCAAAGGUGUUCUCCAGCCCGAAGGUGGAAAACUAGACGUGCACUUGGGUGUCUUAAUAAUCACUUAGUUGUCUUUUUCAGUAAUAAUACUUGAGAUUGGGGCAGCUAGGUGGUGCAGUGAAUAGAGCACCAGCUCUGGAGUCAGGAGGACCUGAGUUCAAAUGCAGCCUCAGAUACUAGCUGUGUGACCCUGGGCAAGUUGCUUAACCCCAAUUGCCUCCAAAAAAUAAUACUUGAGAUUGUGUAUCCUCUGCUGCUACCUUUGGUGUUUCCUCAAGAUCUCUGGAGAAUUGAUCUCUCCUCACCUCUCAACUUCUAUGCCCGUGGGAUUUGAUCUAGCCAUUCUCUGUUUUCUCUAUUGUCGCUUGACACAGUCCGUGGGGACCGUGAAGCCAGAGUCUGUAUAUGGUGUGUCCACCAUGCUUGAUCGAGGAAGAUGUUUCCUGGCACUGAGCCAGGAGCCAUUGUAGGCUCCAGGAGACGCUUCAGGCAGGACCAGAGCCUGGGGCCAGCCAUCAGGCUAAAGUGAGUCCAUGGCUCAUGGGGACAGAGCAGGAGAAAUGGCGGUGUUUGUCCUCCAUUUCUGAGUCUUCCACUCAAUGGCCUGCUAAGUUCUUCAAGCACGUGGUUCCCCAUGAGAGGUUUGGGUCCCAUUCUUGGGCCGGUGGUGACAGCCAGGACUGAGGGAAAGCAUGUUCCUCAGAUCCUGACCAUAGUAGCAGUGCAUCGAGGGUUGGCACUCGGGAGGGAAUCAUAGCGUGCUUCCUUCCUAAAGCAUUACCCAGCUUCCUCUUUGCCAGGUACUGUGCUAACUAAAGACAAAAGCAGGACAGUCCCUGCCUUCUCCGAGUUUAUUUUCUAAGCUCCUUAAAAUGAUAGAAUCCUUUUAUCUCAUUUGUCAAGCACUGUGUGAAGUUGUUUCCUGGGCCUGAAGGUCCGUAGGACAUGCCCAUGCCCUUAAGCAUGCCUCCUUGUAAGAUCUUGGUGGUAUUGCCCCAAGCUGGGCCCCAGAAAGAGUUGCCAAACCCAGAACGCUGGUUUUCCCUUUUCUCCCCUGUCUCGGUGGUCUCCUGCUCCUAAGCUGUCAUUUUUGUAUGGUGAUAGUAGCUUAAUAUAUAAUUAGAUUACCCCUCAGAGCAAGCCAGAUGGGUGGCUAGGGUUCUGGCCUGGUUCUACAGAAUAGCUUGGAAUCCCAAUAGUGUGUAAAUUCCUCAAAAAAAGCUGUGAUUAUAAGACUCCCAGUGGAACCCCAUCUAUGCUCUCCCCAAUGAGUGUGUGGGCGGGGACUUCAGAGAGAAGUGCAGGGCCCUCUGUGGAUUUGUGUAUGUUCAAAUAAAUGUGUUUUACUUGUAAA